Messenger RNA from Caenorhabditis sp. 36 PRJEB53466, 2110 nucleotides. NCBI's taxonomy places the organism in Eukaryota, Metazoa, Nematoda, Chromadorea, Rhabditida, Rhabditidae. The record is from the annotation of a GenBank genome assembly.
AUGUGGCAAAACUUGUUGAUGCACCUGCUCCUGCUCGCCUCGAUUCCACUGUUCACAUCCGGCUACCAAGUACUUCAUCUCGCCGACUUCCAUUUGGACAUUGACUAUUCCGUUCACGGAAACAAUCAGAAGAUGUGCCACGAGGACGGUGAGCAGAGGAACGAGACACUCGGAGAGUAUGGGGACUACAUGUGCGAUGCACCAAAGGUACGUCACUCUGGAGAGAUCCGACGUGCUGUUCUGCUGAAACGAAAGGAUUUCAGCCUCUAGUUCAGCAUGCGAUCGACGAGUCCGCCCGUCUGUUCCCCAAUCCGGAUCUGAUAAUUUGGACUGGAGACAAUGUUGCACACAUCGAAGGAUACGGAUGGGAAGGUUCGACUUUUUCACUUUUCUUCAUGAUUAAUGUGAUGACACUUUCCGAGGUAAUCUGCUGAUCUUUCGGUAAAUGGCCAAGGAUUUAAUGAAAAGGCAUGCUCUAAUUUCGAUGCAAACCUCUGAAACCAUGAGAAAAGAUCUUCUGAAAGUUCGCUAAACUUGAAAAUGAAUCCACGUAGGUCCUAUUCCGGGAAGGUCUAGUUCUGAAACUUCCGAACUUUGGUGUUCUCCCAUCGUCACUCGCACAUCCUGUUUAUAUUUCAGUCGUGCUCGACGUGGUCAACCAAACAACUUCGCUUCUUUUCUCCAGGUACACCACCCAUUUUCCUCUCCGUGUUUCUUAAAGCGAUUUGCCACCACUCUAAUCCCUCCCGUUAUCACGUUUCUUCGUUUCUCGUGAGAGCGGAAGGAGGACAGAGACAAACUGAAACUGAUGAAACUGAUAGUGCUCGAAAGACGAGGGAAAUGUUUCAGAUUCCCGAACCAGACGAUUCUGCCCACCUUCGGCAAUCACGACUACGCGCCGUCCAACGGAUUCGAGUCGGAAUCGAGUCUCUACCUGAAGACGUGGGAUCUUUGGAAGGAGAAGCUCGGCGAUCAGAACAAGGACUCUUUUCUGCGCGGAGGAUACUACAAGUACCGGCUGCGAAAUGCCACCGCCGUUGUGCUCAACACGAAUCUCUAUUACAAGUACUUGUCUGCCUUGGCUACUCAGAGUUUCUGAAUUCUGAAUAAUUCCAGCGCGAACAAAGCUUAUGUGAACUUUACGAACAAAGUGGAUCCGGCCGAUCAGUUCGCGUUUCUCGAGAACGAACUGAUAAAUGCGGAGAGAUGUCCGAAUAGAAUCGCGGAGAAUUGCACUUCAAUUGUUCAUAUUGUAGCUCAUAUUGGUCCGGGCGGUAAGAUGGUCCCCAGUGGAUCUUUCAAAUCGGUACAUUCAUUUCAGUGUUCGAGAGAUCGCCCAACUUCACCUGGUUCCGUGACGAGUACAAUGAGAGAUUUCUGAAUCUGACCGUUAGAUACGCGAACUCGAUCGGCUGGAUGAUCUUCGGACAUCACCACACCGACACGUUCCAUUUGAUCAAGGAUUCAAAGGAGAACGUCGUGCAGUUGGCAUUGAUGUCCCCCGCGGUCACUCCGUGGUACUCGGAUCUUCCCGGCGCCGGAGCCAACAAUCCGACGUUCAGGGUCUACGAGACGGAUGCCUACAGUAAGAUUGAGGAUAUCAAGUAUGUUGUUUACUACUCGAGUCAAAGAAACUGAACAAUUUCAGAACCUACUACAUCGACUUGAACGAGCUGAACAAGAACGCGACUACUCCGUUCGUCUUCGAGUACUCUUUCAAAGACUCCUAUGGAAUCACUGGGUACGGUGACAGCAGCUCUAUUUGAAUUGAAGAGCUUCCGAACUUUCAGAGAUAUCAACGCGGAUUCAAUGUCUGUCGUGCUGGAUAAACUGAAGACGGACGACAAGUUGUUCAUGAAGUACAUUGAGUUCAACACGGUCUACUGGAGUCCGGUGCUGCCGAUUGGAGAGUACAGGUGAGAGAAGAUCACAUCGCUUGGCUGCACUCGGAAUCGUUUGCAGAGGUGCUCAAUUGUGCUCGAUGGAGUACUCCGACUAUCCCCGAUACUAUUCCUGCCUUGCCACGUACUCCGGAUCAGCUCCAGGAGCCUCCUUCCAAAUCCCAAUCUUCUCUCUGCUCGCCAUCUUCUAUUCCGAAUUUCUCUUGUAA